Molecule: messenger RNA, 1990 nt
Organism: Populus euphratica (Euphrates poplar)
Lineage: Eukaryota; Viridiplantae; Streptophyta; Magnoliopsida; Malpighiales; Salicaceae
Product: licodione synthase-like
Exons: 2
Coding region: 83-1642 (519 amino acids)
Molecular function (GO): monooxygenase activity; heme binding; iron ion binding
Source: RefSeq, a predicted model, not a curated record
ACACAGGAUUCCUUGGUUCCAGAGAAACAGAAAAGUCUGUGUUUCUUUGUACUUGUUUUUACAUCCGUUCUGGUUAUGCAACAUGAUUUUUGAGCUUAUAAUAGCUGGUUUUGCCAUUCUUCUGCUUACAGUCUUCAUCUUAACCAAUAAAGGGCAUGGCUCCCUUCCUCCUGGUCCAAUGCCCAUACCAAUCAUUGGUCAUCUCCAUCUUCUUCAGCCCCUAAUUCACUGUUCUUUUCGUGAUUUAUGUUCUCGUUAUGGUCCCUUAAUCUAUCUCCGCCUUGGUUCUGUCCCUUGUGUUGUGGCUUCCACACCAGAACUCGCUAGAGAACUCCUCAAGACAAACGACCUCACCUUCUCUUCCCGCAAGCAUUCUUUAGCCAUUGAUCACCUUACCUAUAGCUCUUCUUUUGCCUUUGCACCCUAUGGACCUUAUUGGAGAUUCAUCAAAAAGUUGAGCACGUUCGAGUUCUUGGGUAACCGGGCACUUAACCAAUUUCUCCCUGUACGAAGAAAGGAACUGCGCCAAUUCAUUGGGGUUCUACACGACAAGUCUAAAGCUUGUGAGAGUGUUAAUGUCACUAAAGAGUUGCUAAAUUUAUCAAGCAACAUAAUCUCACAAAUUAUACUAAGUCUCAGGUGUUCAGGGACUGAUAACGAGGCUGAAGGUGUUAGAACUUUGGUGCGUGAGGUGACACAAAUCUUUGGAGAGUUUAAUGUCUCCGAUUUCAUUUGGUUUUGCAGGAACUUGGACUUUCAGGGGUAUAGAAAGAAAUUUGAGGAUGUCCAUAGAAGGUAUGAUGCAUUGUUGGAGAAUAUUAUCACAAACCGCGAGAUAGAAAGAAAGAAAAGUGGAGGAGAAUACAAGGUUAAAGAUCUUUUGGACAUGAUGCUUGAUGCAUUUGAAGAUAAAAGCACCGAGGUAGAGCUAACUAGAGAGCACAUUAAAGCCUUGGUUUUGGAUUUCAUAACAGCUGCAACGGAUACAACAGCAGCUGCAACUGAAUGGGCACUAGCAGAGCUCAUAAACAAUCCAAAGGUACUCGAGAAGGCACGGCAGGAGAUUGAUACAGUCGUCGGAAACAAGAGGCUAGUAGAAGAAUCAGACUCUCCAAAUCUUCCUUAUAUCCAGGCCAUCAUCAAGGAAACUUUUAGGCUUCACCCACCAAUUCCAAUGAUUGCAAGAAAAUCAAUUCAAGAAAGCAAGAUCAAUGGAUACAUAAUCCCCAAAAACACAUUGUUAUUUGUGAACAUUUGGUCUAUUGGAAGAGACUCAAGGUACUGGAAAAACCCAUUAGAAUUUGAACCUGAACGGUUUCUAAAAUCUGAAGGGGAUAUUGAAGGGGAUAUGGUUCAAUCCACUGCCUCGAUGGACAUUAAAGGGCAACAUUAUGAGCUGUUGCCUUUUGGUACUGGCAGAAGAAGCUGCCCUGGCAUUGCUUUGGCUUUGCUGGAACUACCUGUGACUUUGGCUGCCAUGAUCCAAUGUUUCGAGUGGAAAGUGGCUGACCCAGAUGGUGUGAAAAUCAAGGGCAAUGCUCUUGUUGAUAUGACCGAAAGGCCUGGCUUAACAGCUCCAAGGUUCCAUGACCUUGUUUGCGCACCAGAACCACGUCCGGCACUCUAUAGCUUCCAACCAUAAGUGGUGUGGGACAUGCCAGAUCGAUCUAUUUGUUAACAUAAAUUCUUUACUUGAUUUGAAGCGCCUCCAGUGAUAUCCACCCUACCAACCUUUCUCAUCUGGUUGCAGUAAUCCACAAACCACUAGGACAGAAGCGUGGCGGGUUAUCAAUAGCAAGUGUUCCCCUGUUUUCAAGCCUCUCUAGAAAAGACUGCCGUGACGACUGGCUACCUCCUCUUAUUUCCUUUAAUGAUGGCACGUCGAUCGUCGAUUUGUAUCACUAUCUUCUUUCUUCAUGAAGCCCUUGCUUCCUUGUGUUUCAACUCCAUCGGUUAUGAAUGAAUGAUUGCAUGUAUUCCUUCCAUGAUU